AUGAGUGCCUGGGAAGAUAACGAGGAAAUUAAAAUUUUCCGUGAAUAUUUAAGGAUACCUUCAGUUCAUCCCAAUAUUGACUACAAACCGUGUGUGGAUUUUUUGCGUCGACAAGCUACUGAGUUGGGCUUGGAUUUUAAAGUGGAAUGUCCGGUGACCGAGAAAAAACCUGUUGUGAUAUUGACAUGGGUCGGAACUGACCCAAAUUUGCCUUCUAUCGUGCUUAAUUCGCAUAUGGAUGUUGUGCCUGUUUAUGAGAAUCUAUGGACGCAUAAACCAUUUGCUGCUGAUAUUGAUGAUCAAGGUCGAAUUUAUGCUCGAGGAUCACAAGACAUGAAGUCAAUUGGAACUCAAUAUCUUGGUGCUUUAAGGUAUUUUAAGAGGAAUAAGAUCCAAUUUAAAAGAACUAUCCACUGUACAUUCGUACCAGAAGAAGAAAUUGGUGGAGUUGAUGGAAUGCGAGAAUUUGUGCAUACAAAAGCAUUUAAAAGCUUAAAUAUUGGAUUUUCUUUGGACGAAGGCAUUCCAAGCACAACUAAUGACUUCCUCGUCUUUUAUGCUGAGAGAUCAAUCUGGCAAGUUCAAUUCAUCAUAACAGGAAAUGCAGGUCAUGGAAGUAUGUUACUUAAAGGCACAGUUGGAGAAAAACUUACGAAUUUGAUCAAUAAAAUUAUGGAAUUCAGACAAGCAGAAGUGCUACGAAUGGAAAGUCAGAAUUUCUAUAUUGGAGAUGUGACGACAAGUAACAUAACAAUCAUUAAUGGCGGUGUCCAAUCGAAUGUAAUUCCUUCAGAACUCAAAAUGAUGGUCGAUUUCAGGCUUGCACUUGAUAUUGAUCAUACAGAAUUUGAGAACAGAUUAAAGAGAUGGUGCGAAGAAUCUGGUGAAGGAAUUAGCUUCGUUUGGGAUCAACAUCAGCCAAAAAUAGCACCAACGAAGACGGAUGACUCAAAUAUUUAUUGGGUUGCUUUCAAGAAGUCAAUUGAUCAACUCGGUUUGGGUAUUAAGCUUGAGGUCUUCCCCGGUGGAACCGAUUCUAGAUAUUUAAGAGGUGUUGGAAUUCCAGCUAUUGGAUUUUCUCCAAUUAAUAACUCACCAAUGUUGCUUCAUGAUAAUGAUGAAUUUCUUCAGGCUGAUAUUUAUCUGAAAGGAAUUGAAAUCUAUAAGACGAUCAUUCCAAAUAUUGCUAAUUUAGAUUAA
Chironomus riparius is the source of this 1200-nucleotide messenger RNA. The record is from the annotation of a GenBank genome assembly. Lineage: Eukaryota; Metazoa; Arthropoda; Insecta; Diptera; Chironomidae.